CGUCAAUGAUCGAAGAGAUUAAUCUUGCUUCUACCAACCUUUCCAAAUCCUCGAAGACCGCCGAGUCGGAUCCUCUUUCCCAGAUCGUCCGCGUUCUCAACGCACAUCUCGGCCAGCUGCAACAGAUCGAUGUUGGCGCCGAGCAACUCAGACAAAAGGUGGAAACAGCACAAAAGGAGGUUCGAGGUUUCGGAACCUUUGGAGGAACUUCGGAGAACGGAGUUGAGGGUUUCAUGAGAAGCUUGAGAAGAUGAUUGUAGCAAGUACAGGUUGAAUGCAUGUCUCCUUGAUUCGUGAUGGGAACGGCAUGGAGAAGAUACGGUUUACGCACGGCGUUAAAGAUAGGAUAUCCAGUCACUGGGGAGUGUGAGAUAACAAAGACCUGUUUCUCACUUGAAGCAGAUUAAGAGGCCAAUGAAA
Messenger RNA from Aureobasidium pullulans EXF-150, 420 nucleotides. RefSeq lists its product as uncharacterized. The transcript has a single exon. Bases 6 to 254 code for a protein of 82 amino acids. Lineage: Eukaryota; Fungi; Ascomycota; Dothideomycetes; Dothideales; Saccotheciaceae. The record is from RefSeq and is a predicted model, not a curated record.